AUAUUAUAUUGGAAUUAAUUGUUAUAAGCCCUGAAUAUGGACGCCCAUGGGAACUUGGCUAUUGCAUAUAUAUACACACCCACACGUACAUGGAGUUACCUACCUCUCCUUUAAAAUUCCAUUAUUGAAGCUUUUCCUUUGAGAAUACAGCAAUGGCGAGGCAAAGUUACGAACAGAGAAAGACAGGAACGGAGUCAGCUGCAGAGGCAUCCAAGGAGCUGAAGCGAAAGAAACGCAUGAAAUUGGUGGUAUACGUAGCAGCUUUCGCCAUUUUCCAGACUAUUGUCAUCUUGAUUUUUUCACUUACAGUGAUGCGUAUCAGAAACCCCAAGUUCACUCUCACCUCUGUCACCGUCGAGGAUCUCACGGCAGCCCCUAGCCCUGUUUCCUUCAACAUGAAACUCAGCGCCCAAGUUGUCGUCAAGAACUCAAACUUCGGCCACUUCAAAUUCGACAACACCACCAUUUGGUUCGAUUACGGGGGAGUUGGAGUUGGGGAGGCAUUUGUUGCAAAAGGAAGAAGCAAGGCAAGAUCCACGAAGAAGAUGAAUGUGACCGUGGAGUUGAACUCAAACAAUAUACCCAAUAAUUCAAGCUUGGAAAGUGAGAUUAAAGCAGGGUUUCUGGCACUGACAGGCCAUUCCAAAUUGAGUGGGAAAGUGCAGUUGAUGAAAUUGAUCAAGAAAAAGAAAUCUGCAGAAAUGAACUGCGCCAUGCUAGUCAACUUAGUGACCAGAGCUGUCCAAGAUAUCAACUGCCAAUGAAGUCGAGCUUUGCAACAUCUACAGUACUUUUACAGCGUUGAGGCUUAUUUAUAUAUCAUACUAUAUAAAUAAACUUGUUAUUCUUUACUUUUUUUUCUUUUAUCUGUAUCCAUUUGUGGAUUUAUUGAAUACUUAUAUUUAUAAGAUUGUUUUAGUAUAUGUGGAUGUCUAUAAUGUUGAUUAGUGUCAUAGCUUGCGUCCUUG
This is a messenger RNA of Gossypium arboreum, 968 nucleotides long. Its product is annotated as late embryogenesis abundant protein At1g64065-like. The transcript has a single exon. NCBI's taxonomy places the organism in Eukaryota, Viridiplantae, Streptophyta, Magnoliopsida, Malvales, Malvaceae. Bases 153 to 764 code for a protein of 203 amino acids. The record is from RefSeq and is a predicted model, not a curated record.